AUGAGGCGUCUGCUGCCGCUGCUGCUUCUGGGAGUUCUGCUCCUCCAACAGAGUCUCUGCUUUGAGUUUGUGAUUGAUGGAGAAUGGGAGGAAGAGAUGGUGACUGAUGACUUAUGUAUGUUGUUUCAGAGAGCGAUAUUGACCAGUGAGGAGCAGGAAGACUUUGAGAUUGUUCGUGGAGAUGAUAUCACUGUCAAAAGCUACAGGGUGGAGAGCCACAUCACAUCUCGCUUCGCCCACACCACUGUCAGAAGCUCAGUGGUCAACUCUGGCACCAAAGCCCAAAGCAUCGGCUUCAAUGUCCAGAUCCCAAAAAGAGCUUUCAUCACCAACUUCACCAUGAAUGUGAAUGGGAUCAUAUUUAUGGGAUCAGUGAAGGAAAAGACAGUCGCCAGAAACCUGUACGCUCAGGCCAGAGCCAGAGGCAAAGCCGCUGGCAUCGUCAGGGCUAAUUCCCAAGAUAUGGAGACUUUUAAGACAGAGGUGCAUGUUCCUCCAGGAAGCAACAUUGAGUUUGAGCUCCACUACCAGGAGAUGAUGCACAGGAGGCUGGGUUUUUAUGAGCAUGUGCUGUACCUGCAGCCAGGGCGACUGGUGCCACACUUACAGGUGGAUGUACACAUUUUAGAACCGAAGGGGAUUGCAAUGGUAGAAACACCAAACACCUUUGAGGCACAGUUGGCAGAGCUGAUCAAAGUCACCACCUCCAAGGACAAGGCACACAUUGUCUUCAAGCCCACCCUGCAGCAGCAGAGGAAGUGUGAAAACUGCACAGACAGUGCUAUAGACGGCAUCUUUACUGUCAAAUAUGAUGUGGUGAGAGACAGCAAUGCUGGAGAACUACAGGUCUCUGAUGGCCACUUUGUGCACUUCUUUGCUCCGUCCAACUUAUCUCCACUUCCUAAAAAUAUUGUGUUUGUCAUCGACGUCAGUGGAUCCAUGUGGGGGGUGAAGAUGAAGCAAACAGUGGAGGCCAUGCAAGCUAUUCUGGACGACCUGACCAUUGACGAUCACUUCAGUGUCAUCGACUUCAACCACAACGUGCGCUGCUGGAGUGAUGAGCUGGUUCCUGGUUCAUCCAUUCAGAUCGCUGAUGCUAAACGAUACAUUCAGAACAUCAAACCCAAUGGAGGCACCAACAUCAAUGAGGCGCUAAUGAGAGCUGUGCAGAUGCUGAUAAAGGCGUCCAAUCACGGGCUCAUCGACCCCCGCUCUGUCUCCAUGAUAAUUCUAGUGUCUGAUGGAGACCCCACUGUGGGGGAGAUCAAGCUCAGCACCAUCCAGAAGAAUGUGAAGCGGAUGAUGAGGGAGGAGUUUUCUUUGUUCUCACUGGGCAUCGGCUUUGAUGUCGACUAUGACUUUCUAGAACGUAUUGCAAUGGAAAACCGAGGCAUUGCCCAGCGGAUCUAUGCUAAUCAUGAUGCUGCAGAACAGCUACGGACAUUUUACAGUCAGGUUUCAGCGCCCCUGCUGAGGAGGAUUACCAUUCAGUUCCCAGAAGAUUCAGUGUCUGACGUCACCCAGAACCAGUUUGAUAAAUUCUUCAGUGGCUCAGAGCUGGUGGUCGCUGGGAAGGUGCUACCCUCGGACAGCAACACUCUGACCGGCUUCACCACAGCUUCAGCCGCCCGUAUGGACAUAACCCUGGAGACUGAGGCGGACACCUUGGAGCUGGAUGCAGAACUGGCCAAACACCAGCACUCGUUCCCAGGCUUUGCCAGGCAGCUGUGGGCCUACAUCACCAUCAGACAGCUGAUGGGUGAACGGUCUUUGGCUCCAACUGCUGCCAAGAAGAGGAAGAUCACCCAGCGAAUCCUGUCACUAGCUGUGGAGCAUCAGUUUGUCACCCCACUCACUGCUUUGCUGGUGGAGAGCGAAGAUGCCAGCGAGAGGCUGCUGGCCGACUCCCCGAAGGACCCCAAGCAUGGCUGCUGCUCAGGAGGGUCUUCUGGUGUGGCUCCGGUCAGGGUGGUCUACCAGCCUCCCCCCUGGGUCCAGAUGACAACUCCAGCUCCUCCGAGCCAGGCCGAGAAGGGUCCGGAGGAGUGGGCCCUGCCUCAACAGGUCAACCUAGUGGACAAUGACCCCCACUUCAUCGUUCACCUGCCCAGAAGCAACAUGGACGUGUGCUUCAACAUCGACUCCAAACCUGGUCACAUUCUCAACCUGGUGUCUGACCCUGGAACAGGGUUGGUGGUCAACGGUCAACUCAUCAGAUCCAAGAAGGUGCACAAAAACAAACUGAACACAUACUUUGGUACCAUCUCGGUGUACUCUCAGCCUGAGGGGGUCAGCGUCACCGUGGGCACCGACAGCAUCAUCAUGACCGAUGAAACAAAUCAUCACACGUUCACCUGGGCUGCCACAGCCGACAUCACACAGGAUGGGGUGAGGAUUUCUGUUGUGAAGAACUCCCAUGUUACUGUCACAAUAAAUAAUAACAUCCAGGUGACAGUGUUACUUCACCGUGUAUGGAAGAAACAUCCUGUCAACGUCGACUUCCUGGGCAUCUACAUUCCCACUGACAACCUGUACUCCCCACUGGUCCACGGACUCAUAGGGCAGUUUUCUAGAGAGCCUGAGGUGAGCAUAUAUGACAUCCACGCAGGGGCCGACCCUCUGAAGAAGGAGGCCACCAUGGAGGUGAAGGGCAACAGGCUGCUCGUCACCAGGGGCUGGCAGAAGGACUACAGGAACGAUAAGAAGCGUGGCUCGGACGUCUACUGCUGGUUCAUACACAACAGCGGGAAGGGAUUCAUCGAUGGCCACUACACCGACUACAUUGUCCCACAUCUCAACAGCUUUCUCCAGAUGCACUGAGCAGCCGGAGACAUGCUCAAAACCCUGUGCUGCUAUCAUGGUAAUCCCCUUGAGUUGUGAAGAAAAACAAGACAGAAGAAGAAAGAGGGGAAU
Messenger RNA from Sphaeramia orbicularis (orbiculate cardinalfish), 2913 nucleotides. RefSeq names its product inter-alpha-trypsin inhibitor heavy chain 2 (gene itih2). Gene Ontology annotation, biological process: hyaluronan metabolic process. The coding region runs from base 1 to 2820 and encodes 939 amino acids. Lineage: Eukaryota; Metazoa; Chordata; Actinopteri; Kurtiformes; Apogonidae. The record is from RefSeq and is a predicted model, not a curated record. Gene Ontology annotation, molecular function: serine-type endopeptidase inhibitor activity. The transcript is spliced from 20 exons.